AAUUUUAUCCGAAUUAUAUCCGUACUGAAUUUUUGCCGAAUCUGAAUUUAGUAACUAUGGUCUUCGUAACUAAGUGAAUAUAUCCAGCAUUAAUUCGUUAUUUUUACUUUAAAUAGCAUAUUUGUACUAGGACGAAAAAAUCAACUCCUUUAUUUCUUACUUAUGCAGUUUCCCGAUCCUAAAUAAAUUAAGAAAUUAGUUCUCUUUAGGAGCAAGCAUCCUACCAGGACUCAAAAAGAUAGCCAGACAAAUUUUACUAAGAUAAGAUAUAGAAUUAGAUAUAAGAGUUCUAAAUAGUACUUAAGAAGCCAAUUGAAAAGAUAACAACAUUGUUCAUUAGCAAAACAAGCUUAAGUAAACUAAUUGAUUUGCACAUUUAACUAAUUGAUAUUGAAAAUCUUUUCACAUUAAUUAAGUAACACACAUGUAAUUAUAGGCGAUCAUUUGCUCCUUUUAUUCUGUAUCAUUCUUGAUCAAUGCUAGCUGGCUUUUUCACAAUUGAUUGAAAUAGUUGUUUUGCUUUUAACUUCUCAAACUUUUUUUCUUUCUUUUCUCAGUGCGUGUUAUAUACAUUCUCCACGACCAAAUCUAUAUGAUUGAGCUACGUACCUUCUUGCGCUAAUGCAAUGAUGAUUGAAGGUGGAUGCUGUAAUUCUCAGCUCUUAAAAAUAGUUAUACAUGAGAGCGAACCGAGAGAGGAAUCAUUCAGGAUAAAAGAUGGGGAAACUAACUUAAGCAGGAUUUUCAAAGUUCCGGAUCAAAUUAUCCGUGAGGUCGGUUUACUCUCCUUCCAGCCAAAAAUUCUAUCUAUUGGUCCAUAUCACCAUGGAUCUUCACAUUUAAGUGGCAUGGAAAUGGUGAAGUUGAUUUGUCAACGUUCCAUCCUCGGUUUGAUUAGUGAGAACUACUACGAUAGAGACGAAAUCAAGGGAAUAGAGAAGAAAGCAAGAAGCUUUUACGGUGAGAAUAUCACAAUGGAACCGAACAAGUUUGCUGAGAUGCUCUUGCUCGACGGAUGCUUCAUACUUGCUGCUCUCACAGGGAUGAAAGGCAAGGAGGCUGUUGAAAAUGUAUCCAGUGAAACAAGCCUGGGUGAUCUUAAACAGCACGAAGCGUUGAAUAGGCAUGACAUAGUGCAUGACCUACUUCUGGAAGAGAAUCAAAUUCCUUUCUUUGUCCUCGAGGAAAUACAUAAGCUAGCUGCAGGCAAAGGAGAAACAACAGAAUCACUUAAAGAAAAGAUUGCUACCUAUGUGAAAGGUGUGCUACGCUACUACCCAACAGCGAUCGAAAUCUCUGAGAUCCGUUGGAAAGAUUUUCACCAUCUGCUACACUUGUGCCACAUUUUCUUUCGACCGAGUCAAAAACCAGUGAAACACAACCACAAUCAAGCUAUGAUUCAAUGCUCGGACUGUUUUCCGCGCUCGCACCACAUGACGAACCAGUGGCGCCGAGCAGUACACUACCACAAAGCAGGAGUGAAAUUCAAAGUAAAAGAGUCAAGAACUCCCCAUUCUCUCUUGGACGUAACAUUCAGCAAUGGAAUAAUGAGAAUUCCACAUUUGUCUAUUGAUGCGAAGACAGAAUCUAUCUUCAGUAACCUUAUCAUGUUUGAACGGGGAUGCCCUCACGUCGGGAAAUAUAUAAAUGCAUACGUCACAUUCAUGUCGCAGCUUCUCAGCGAUGCCGAUGAUGUUGAAUUACUUGUUCGGAGAGGAAUCAUUGAGAUACUCGGUCGCGAGGAAGAGAUUUUAAAUGUUUUCAGCAGGCUUAAUGGAUUAGCUGUUUUCGAUCCCCAUGGGGAGGACUACUAUUUGAAAUCGAUGCUUCAGUCGAUAGAAGAUUACUACCGUUGCCGUCGUAAUCGGUGGAUGGCGUGGUCGAAGCACUACCUAGUACUGUAGAAAUCCUUGCUUGGCCUUAGCAGCAUUAUUAGGUUUUUUAGAUCUCUUUAGCACUAUAAUUCUGAGGCCGUUUGCUGUUCUGUCAUAUUUCAAAUUAGCGACAUUAACCUCUUUGAUAUGCAGUUUCAUGGAUGGUAAUGUUUCUUCAAUGUAAUUUCUCUGUCUUUGUUUUGAACGUAUCUAUUUUCUGCUUACAUUUAUUAAUGUUAUGCAUGUGUCAA
This is a messenger RNA of Ananas comosus (pineapple), 2125 nucleotides long. Its product is annotated as UPF0481 protein At3g47200-like. The transcript has a single exon. The record is from RefSeq and is a predicted model, not a curated record. The coding region runs from base 627 to 1904 and encodes 425 amino acids. NCBI's taxonomy places the organism in Eukaryota, Viridiplantae, Streptophyta, Magnoliopsida, Poales, Bromeliaceae.